AUGAUGCACCCCGCUGUGGCUGGACAGUUUCCGCCGAACCCGGCACCCGCCAAUCCGACGACUCAGGCAGUAAUCAAGACAGAGGAAUCCAAUUUAGCCACAAUUUCGGUGUCGACAAGAAUUCCCGAAUUUUGGGUGGAGCUACCAAGAUUAUGGUUCGCUCAGUUCGAGGCCACGAUGAAUCCUCAAAAACAAGGUGACGACUGCAAGUUCCAGUUGGUGAUAUCGAAACUCGGACGCGACGCACUCCAACAAGUGUCGGACAUCGUGUACAAGCCGCCAGACAGUAAUAAAUACCAGGCACUGAAGGACAGGCUGCUUCAGGUAUUUGAGGAAUCACCAGAGAGACAGUUUCAAAGGCUUGUGAGUGAAUUAGACCUCGGCUCGCAGAAGCCCUCGCAGCUCCUCAGAAAAAUGCGAGAGCUCGCUCGAAAUUGUCAAGCUAGUGAAGAGACGGUACAGAGCUUGUGGUUCUCGCGUCUACCUCCAGCGGUCAGAGCUGUAUUAGCCGCUAGUGCAGACCAAAAACUGGACAACUUGUCGCCGAUUGCGGAUAAAGUGAUGGAGAGUAUGCACCAGACUUCCUUAACGGGCGAGCUGGCCAGUAUGGGAUGCCAUUCCGCCCAGGUGUCUGUUGAUAAGGAAUUAUGUACGCAGAUGAACAACUUGAUGCUGGAAGUAGCUGCUUUACGGAACGAGGUUCGAAGAAAACCGCGAUUUAACUUCAGGGGACGCUCAAGAUCAAGAAGCAGAUCGAGGUAUGGGUCUAACUCUGUGGCUAGGACCCCCGAGAGUCCUGACUGGUUGUGUCACUAUCAUUUCCGGUUUGGAGCCAGAUCCAGAAGGUGCGAAGAGCCGUGCAAUUUUAACAAGAGACCGUCAGCGGAAAACUAA
Messenger RNA from Aricia agestis (brown argus), 894 nucleotides. RefSeq lists its product as uncharacterized. Lineage: Eukaryota; Metazoa; Arthropoda; Insecta; Lepidoptera; Lycaenidae. The record is from RefSeq and is a predicted model, not a curated record. The coding region runs from base 1 to 894 and encodes 297 amino acids. The transcript has a single exon.